Rotaria socialis is the source of this 3780-nucleotide messenger RNA. Lineage: Eukaryota; Metazoa; Rotifera; Eurotatoria; Philodinida; Philodinidae. The record is from the annotation of a GenBank genome assembly.
AUGUUAAUAGAUACCGGAGCCACCAAAACUUUCAUCAAUAGUAAAAUCUUACAUCAUUUAGUAUCUGUAGAUUCUAUACUAAAGCAACCUUCUUCUUUUUUAUUAGCUGACGGUAUUGCAUCGUUUAAAGUUCUUGGAUUAGUAGAUUUAACCAUUGAAUUUAAUGAUUUUGUUACUCCUAUUAAAGCCUACAUCGCUCAAAAUUUAUGUACAGAUAUAAUAAUAGGCAUGGAUUACAUAAAUCGAUAUAAUAUGAGUAUAAAUGUUAAGAAACAAACUGUUCAUCUUGAAUCUCAUAAUCGACAUGCUGUAGUUCCGAUCAUUAAUCCAACCAAAUCUAUUAAAAUACCAGUAAUUUCGUGUAGUACGAUAUCACUUUCUUCUAAUACAGCAACAACCAUACAAGUUAUCAUACCUAUUUCAGCUAUUUCUUUACCAUUUAUUCCAAAUUCUUCGUUUAAGAGUCACAUACUUAUUGAUAAUAAGAAAAAAAACCUGGACUUUCAAAAUUAUCAUAGUGAACUUGUGUUCUAUAAUUCUAAGGAAAUUCCUAAAUUCAUACGAAAAGGUACUUGUCUCGGAUAUUUGUUGUGUGGUUCAAUGUUUCAACAUCCUCGUACUUUUUAUUCGUCAAAUUUUCAUUUAAUUGGAGCUACCAGAGGUACUGGUAUCGCCCCAGCAUCUAGUGACCUGAGCAUAAACACCGAUUCUAAUAAUGGUACCUAUGCAUUAAGCAACAAGCAUACUAAGUGUAAGAAUAGACUACCCUCUUCGCCACCGAAAACGCUUGUCAGUUCGAAGAUAAUAAAUAAUCCUAUAGUCACGCAACAUCUAAAUUCACUUGUUAAGAACAUUCCAGAUGAUCAAAUCAAACAGGCUCUUUUGUCGUUGUUAGAGAGUUUCUCUAAUCUUUUUGACAUCACCAGACAUAAUAUAGCUCGUACCCCUGUCCCACAUGUUAUCAACACCAUUCCUCAUUCGCCUCCUGCUAACAGACCCUAUCCUCAACCAGAUAAAGAAGAGGCGAUGUAUGAGUUAGUCCAAGAGUUCUUGAAAGCAGGUCUAAUAUCGGAAUCGAAUUCCCCGUAUGCAGCUCCAGCAUUGCUUGUUAAGAAAAAAGAUAAUUCGUUUCGAUUUGUGGUAGAUUACAAGCGGUUGAAUGCUAUAACUAUCAAAGAUUCUUCUCCUCUCCCCAAUAUAGAGGACACCAUUCUUAAAUUAGGGAAAGGUUUUAGCUAUUUUUCAAAGUUUGAUCUAAAAUCUGGUUUUUAUCAAAUACCCAUUAAUGAGACAGAUAGGGAAAAAACAGCUUUCAUUACACCUUUUGGGUUGUACCAGUUCAAUGUCUUACCGAUGGGAUUAAAAAAUUCCCCUCCUACGUUUCAGCGAGUCAUGACAGAAACUCUCAAAUCAUUUCGUCAUUUCUGUCUUGUUUAUCUCGACGAUAUUAUUGUUUUCUCAAAAACCUUUCCUGAUCAUUUGAAUCAUCUAAAAAAUGUGUUUUCAGCUUUACAAGAUAAGAAUUUAGUAUUAAAUCCACUAAAAUGCGAAUUAGCUGUUAAACAGAUUGACUAUCUAGGUCAUACUAUAACCGAGAAUUGUGUCACACCAACGAAAGAUAAAAUCGAGGCAAUUUUGCAAAUACCAGAACCCCGUACUUUAGCUCAAGCGAAUCGUUUUCUCGGAUCUUUAGGUUGGUACCGACGGUUUUUACCGAAGUUCGCUGAGGUAGCCGCACCAAUACAUAGUGUGACAAAUCUUACGAAACCCAACCGAAGGAAGUUUAAGUGGCAAGCUUCUCAAUCUAACGCUUUUCACCAACUUAAGCAAAUGCUAACCACCGAACCUUUAUUUCUAAAUUUUCCUGUCGAUGAUAUACCCGUAAUAUUAACUACAGAUGCUAGUGAUCUCGGAAUAGGUGGCGUUUUACAGCAAGAGGUUAAUGGGCAAUUCCGUAAUUUAUGCUAUCAUUCUCAAACUAUUUCACCAUGUCAGAGAAGAUAUAGCACGAUUGAAAAAGAAGCCCUAGCUAUAUACAAGUGUCUAGAUCGUAUGCGUUCCCUUGUUCUAGGCAGAAAUAUCAUUAUCAUGACUGAUCAUUGUCCCUUAUGUUCUAUAAUGCAGAAGUCUUGUAAGAAUAAUCGGGUGAAUCGUAUCACUCAUUUGAUUCAAGAAUAUAACAUCGAUAAGAUCAUCCAUAUUCGUGGUCAGUAUAAUUGCCUACCCGACUAUCUCUCGCGCUAUACAAAAGAACCAUUUGACGACUUAUUUGAUAUUGACUAUGGUUUAGCUAGUACAGAUCAAUCCCUAUCAUUAUCACCAACACCCACAAAUGAUAUUAAUAAUUCAUCAUCAGAUAAAUUAGCUUCUCCUAAGGAUCCACUAAUUUUAGCAUCCAUGACGUUAAGACCUCGUAAAAAUCAAGUUCACUAUUCAGAAGAAUCUAUUUCGGAUACAAAUGAUUUUGAUAGUCAUCACAGUUACGUUGACAUGCCGAAUUCAAAUCCUAAACGUAAAACUAAACUAACACCUCAGAUUUCACAAAACUAUUUUGAUACAACUCAGUUAGAAGUCGAACAAGAUCGAGAUUUUAAGAUACAAAAUAUAAUCAAGAAUAUAUCUACUAACUCGAAUCAACAUCAGUUUAUAUUACAGGAUAAUAUUCUUUACAAAAUAAUUCGUUGUUUCAACAGUUCUAACCGCCUCAGUAAAGUCAUAUAUUUACCACGAUCAAUGAUAAAUCCUUUAUUAAAAGCAUGUCACGAUGAUCCACUUUCAGGCGCUCACUUUUCUACAGAUCGAAUGUACUAUAAGAUACGCCCACAUUUUUGGUGGCCUGGUAUGAAAACCUCAAUUCAAAGUUACAUUAAGUCUUGUAGUUUGUGUAAGCAAUUUAAUGUAGAUCGUGCGAAAAAACAUGGUCAUUUACAUUCUAUUUCACCACCUACAGAACCAUUUGCUUUAAUAGGAAUUGACUUUUGCGGUCCUUUACCUAGGACUCCUCGUGAGAAUCAAUAUGUACUUGUAAUUACCGAUUACUUUACGAGAUUUAUAACCGCAAUCGCCUUACCGAAUUGUACGGCUGACAUAACAGCACGAGCCUUGUUUGAGGACUUUUUCUGCAAAUUCGGUAUUCCAUCCGUUAUUUUAAGUGAUCGCGGUACUCACUUUCAAAAUAAGUUAAUGGAGAAUCUUCAAAAUCUCAUAGGAUACCAUCAUAUCUAUAGUACUCCAUAUCAUCCUCAAACGAAUGGUAUCGUUGAAAGAUUCAACGCUACUUUUGUAGCUCAAGUUUCUAAGCUGCAAAAUACUCAACAUAACAACUGGGAUGAGUAUUUGCAAGCAGUAGUUUUUGCUUAUAACACCGGAGUACACAAGACUACCAAAUUUUCACCCUAUGAGUUACUCUAUGGUCGCCCUGCUCGUCUUCCCAUACACAUUCAGCCUAAAGAGUUCACAUUUUCGAAGCCUAAUGACUACUUUGUACAAUUAAAAAAGACACUACGUCUGUUUCAUCAAGCUUCGCGUGAAAAUAUUUUGUCACAACAGCGAACUAAUCAGGCUUAUUAUAAUAGAAAUCGUCGUGAUCCACAACUGAAAUUAGGAGAUAAAGUUUUAACACGUGUUCAUAUUGCGAACGGGAAACUAGAUCCGAAAUUUUCUCCUAUUCCAAAAAUAGUCGUUGAGAUUCACCACCCUAUGUACGUAGUCGAAGACGAAUGUACUCAGAUAAGAUCCCAAGUACAUAUCAGUGAUCUACGACCGAUCAUUAUCACAUAA